AGCGUCUCGAAGAUCGCCAAGCGUAGCGGUAGACCUCGCGUCGACUGCUCCACUCUUGCCAUCACGGGGCAGUAGAGAUGCGCUGGGGAGUGCCAGCAAAGCAUCGAGUCCCUUCGACGACAUUUGUGUCCGGUAGCGAGACGGCCUCAACCUUUCAAUUCUACGCGGUGCAGAGGAAGAAGGUGCUGCUAACCUCCGGGAAUGCUCAAUCCUCGCGUGGACCGCGUCCUUCUUUUCCGUAGACUUGGUCUCGUUGAUGGCUUCGGGCACAGAGGGUGCCGGAGAGAGAGAAAGAGAGAGAUGCGGGCGAGAGAAGGAAGAAGGAAGGUCUCAAACAGGCAACCGCCCCCGUGUGUGGAAGCAAAUUCAAAUUCAAAAAUUCAACGAGGGUCCCGUGGCAUAGUACCACAUAUCCGCCCCGUUUUUCACCAUCUCUUGUAUGCGCACCCCCUCCGCAGCACUCAAACAGCAGAUUGCGCCCUCUUGCGAACAGGGAGCAGUACGGAGGGGGGAGACCUAGCCCGAGAGAAACAGUGUGAGAAAUUGUGUGGGUCCCUUGUCGAGGCCGCCGUUGCCAAGCCUUCUCGCAACUACGGCGUCAAGGGGUACCAAUAUCUCGACGACCUUUGCGGCACAUCUUGGCUGUUGGACUGCGAAUUAGCGACAGAGGGGACGUCUCUUACUCGCCAAGCAAGACGAUCAGCCAAAGGUCACUGCUGCUACUGCUGUGGUAUCCUGUAUUGCCGCUGCUCUUGUGAGGCCACAUGUCACAGCAGUGAGCUACUGGAGAGGGAGAGAGAGGAUCAAAUACGUUCGUCCUCACCGCGGGACCGUCGUUACCUGGCCCAGCCAAGAUCGGCGACCCC
Ectocarpus sp. CCAP 1310/34 is the source of this 866-nucleotide messenger RNA. NCBI's taxonomy places the organism in Eukaryota, Phaeophyceae, Ectocarpales, Ectocarpaceae. The record is from the annotation of a GenBank genome assembly.